Messenger RNA from Quercus lobata, 1542 nucleotides. Its product is annotated as CCT motif family protein. The transcript is spliced from 4 exons. Gene Ontology annotation, biological process: regulation of flower development. The coding region runs from base 394 to 1185 and encodes 263 amino acids. Lineage: Eukaryota; Viridiplantae; Streptophyta; Magnoliopsida; Fagales; Fagaceae. Gene Ontology annotation, molecular function: DNA-binding transcription factor activity; protein binding. Gene Ontology annotation, cellular component: nucleus. The record is from RefSeq and is a predicted model, not a curated record.
ACAAAGUGAGCGUAGAAGUUUUUUUUUUCCUUUUUAUUUAUUUGUUGUGGAAAGAGAUAAAAAGUAAAGGAAAAGGGAAAGUUAUAAUAUUUAACUUUAUUUUUAUUCAAUGGUCUUUGCUUAGUGUGAACACUAAAUUUGGGAAAAGGAGAAAGAAAGAAAAAUUGCCUUUGACAAAGUUGUUGUGGAUCUUUGCUUUUGCUAAAAGUGGAUGAAUUACCUGAAAAUUUUAGUAUCCUUUUUAAGUGGUUUGGUGGUUUAGCCAUCUAUAUAAGAUUUUUUAGGCAACUUGAUAGGGUUUCUUGAUAGAUAAAGUGCAUGUGAAGAAGAUAUUAACUUUAGUUUUGGGAAGGGAAAGUUCUUUUGAUUUUGGGGUUUUUCCUUUCCAUCCAAAUGCUUACUUAUGGAAAUUUGGCUUGUCUGAAGGAAUUUUGGGUUCAAAUUUCAGGCAACCUGGUUCAGACCUCCACUAUCUUGGAAUAUGACUUGGGAGGAGAAGGGGAUCUUUUCAAAGCUCCAGAACCCAUCAUUGAAGAACCAGUUGUGAGCCUUGAUCCCAUGACAGCUGCCAUGUCAAUUAUAUCUUGUGGGGAGGAUGUCAUCUCCACCCAAGGGCUCAAGGUUGCAGACAUUGAAUCACUUCGAAAUGAGCAGCUUUUGAAUGAGGUUUUCUAUGAGUGCAGGAAGGAUCUCUUGGAAAAAGCAGCCAUAGAAGCUCCACUCUCUGAUGGGAUGGAUACCAAAAUUCCUUUUAUGAGGACAGAUGAAAACCAAAUUCAAGAAAACAAACCAUUUCCUGAUAUACCAUUCCAGAAAAGUGUUAGCUCAGAAUGUUUAAGCUCAAUGGACUGGAUGCAUGGAGCUGCAAUGAAACCAAGUUUCCUGGAUUUUCCUGGAAUGGAUUUUGGUUCAGUUUAUGGAAUGCGGAGGGCAUUUAGUGAAGGAGACAUUAAGGCUCUUGGUAAUGGCAUGAGCCUCAUCCCCUCUCCUCAUGAGCGUCCAUUAACAAUUAGCAACUGCACUACUGAAGAGCGCCAGGAAAAGCUUUCCAGAUAUAGGAAUAAGAAGACAAAGAGGAACUUUGGCAGGAAAAUCAAGUAUGCUUGCAGGAAGGCCCUUGCUGACAGUCAACCAAGGAUCCGUGGAAGGUUUGCAAAGACUGAAGAAUCUGAUGGAAAGAGGUAAUAACUGUUAACUAAUUCAGUUUGAGGGAGCAUAGAAAAGAAGCAGCUAGGUCCAUGAAGUAAUGAAAGAGAUAGCAUACCCUGGAAAAUAGAACUUUUGGAGUCAAUGUUAAGUUUGAACAGGUAUAACUCAAUAAACAAGACCCCUGCUAUUGUAGCCUUGAUCUCUUUAUUUGUAGUAAUAACUGCCUAGUAGACUGAAGUGCAGGAGUAGGGUUGUAUAUAAGGUUUGCUAAAAUAAGAGGGGAAGCAAAAAUUUGUACUUGUUCAUAUAUAUGUUAUGUAAUGGCAAUGUACUCAUCUCUUUAUUCAUGCUUCUACUUAACAAAUGGCACUACCAAUUAUGGUGUUGGUCACA